AUGCCUUGCCAUAGUGAGAGUACCCGCCCCUGCGGCGACUGCAACGGCUCGUCCGGCGAUGCUUCUCUUGUCGCCCGAGCCCUCACCGAUGCUCCAAAUGGGAACGGAACUUUGGUCGAUGUUAUGUUUACUGGUGCUACCUGUGAGGACAACCUAGUUGACAUUCCUCUUGCACAUCCUCUUGUGGUUGGCCGUGACCGUCUAGACUCUAUCCAGGAGCCAAAACUUGAAACAGGACAAAAGUUAGCCUUGCUUCCUAAGGUCAUCCGCAAUUUUUCCCUUGUCGGAAAAGUUUGCGUUGUUACUGGUGGAGCUCGCGGACUGGGUUACAAUAUUACUGAGGGCUUCCUUCAGGCUGGUGCCCAAGGUGCCGCGAUUCUAGAUAUCCUUGAGGACGUGGGAAUUAAAGCCGCAGACACACUCGGCAAGCGUUAUAACACCAAGGUGUUGUUUUACAAGGUUGAUAUCACCAACGAUGAGUCUGUCGAGAAGGUGUUUAGCCAGAUCUGUAAGGAUUUGGGUAGUAUUGAUGUGUUGCUCUGUUCUGCCGGAAUCGCGGACUCCAACAUGCCGGCCGAGACUUACUCCAUGGCCCGUUUCCGUCGUCUUAUGGACAUCAAUGUCAACGGUCUUAUGAAGUGUUCCCAAGAAGCAGGGAAACAGAUGAUAGAGCAACGCACCGGAGGAUCCAUUGUAUUGAUAGCCUCAAUGUCCUCACACAUUGUCAAUUAUCCUCAGGAGCAAUGUUGCUAUAACGCCUCAAAGGCUGCUGUUAGACAUCUCGGUGCAUCCCUCGCCCUUGAAUGGGCCAAGCAUGGUAUCCGAGUUAAUUCGAUUUCUCCGGGGUACAUGGAUACUGAACUCAAUCGCGCUCCGGCCCUCGAGGAGCAAAAAGUUAUCUGGUGCGAUCGUACCCCCAUGAAGCGCCUUGGUCAGGAGGAUGAGCUCAACAAUCUCGCGUUGUUCCUCGCCUCUCCCGCUAGCUCCUUUGUGACCGGAGCCGAUGUUAUCAUCGAUAUACAAUACAGGGUGGGUAUUGUAUUCCUUAGGCAUCACCCUAACCCACAACUCGACGGUCUUUUUCUCUUUACUUUACCUUCUAUUUUUUAUUUUCUUCUUUCAAUAUUUCCCUUGUCCCCUGGUUUCUUGGGUUUUGAAUGUGGGGAAACUAGUUGGGGCAUCUGCACAGGAGGAAUCAAGAUAGUUAGUGGAAGUGAGACAAAUUGCGAGUUUGGAAAUUUAAUUUGGGAUAUAAAUAAAUAA
Molecule: messenger RNA, 1263 nt
Organism: Tuber melanosporum (Perigord truffle)
Lineage: Eukaryota; Fungi; Ascomycota; Pezizomycetes; Pezizales; Tuberaceae
Exons: 5
Coding region: 1-1263 (420 amino acids)
Cellular component (GO): intracellular anatomical structure
Molecular function (GO): oxidoreductase activity, acting on NAD(P)H, oxygen as acceptor
Source: RefSeq, a predicted model, not a curated record